GAUACUGUACUCGGAAGGGGCAGCGUUCGCCCUGGUGGUCUCGCGUUCGCUCCGCGCAGGCAGGGGACACGUGAAGGAGAAUGGCCGCGCGACGUUCCCUGCACGCGCGUCUCAACCGAGUCCUGGAGAAAAAGGUGGAGGAACGAGAAGCGUAAAGAGAGAGUAGAUCUGGCAUUUGCCGUGAAGACGUGAAGAAGAGGUCCGUCAAAGAGAGGUACAUCCAGAAGUGAGCUGGUGCUCGGCGAUGCUCCGCGGUGAUGAUUGAUGAUCGGCGCUCAUCGGCGAUCUGCAGUGAAUGACAGGUAACGCGCCUGUGGCUCCGCGCGACAGCGCUCCAGAUGCUCGUGAAUGAAUGGAGUCAGAACGGCGGGAGUGUCACUGAGCGCGCCGGGGGGAGGACACCUGAGACACAGCGCAGCUCGGCUCCUGCAGGUCCCUCUAAAUGUGGAUAUAAGAGCCCGGGCAGCGAGUACCGGCACCAAGCGGUCGGGACCAUGAAAAGGCGCGAUCGGCCGCUUUUACACUCAACGAAUUAUGUGAGGACCUAAGCAAACCUCAGAAUCACAGACAAGCCCUUGGCAAUACCUUCGGAAGAUUCUUCCUGUCGUUCCUUCUCCUGACAAUUUCUCUGCUUUUGCGGACCACCUGAGUUAUGGGGGCUCAGUCUGAUCCAGGGUGGACUUCAUUUUGCUCCAUAUUUUGGAACAAAUGCACCCUAAUGUGGUGGUUGCUAUUGCUGGUGGCCCUCACCCCCAAAGCUGAUGCAGGGCAGUCUUUUAGCAGCUUUAAUACGGAACGCCGAGAAUGGGCCUUCAACCACCUGACCGUGCACCAAACAACAGGAAUGGUCUACAUUGGUGCCGUGAACAGGAUUUACAAGCUGUCUGGGAAUUUGACCCUACUGGUGUCCCAUGACACAGGCCCUGAAGAUGACAACAAGGCCUGCUACCCACCGUUGAUUGUGCAGCCCUGCUCUGAGCCCCUGGUGUCCACCAACAACGUUAACAAGCUGUUACUGAUCGACUACUCACAGAAUCGCCUGUUGGCCUGCGGCAGCCUCUACCAGGGUGUGUGCAAACUGCUGCGACUGGAUGACCUCUUCAUUCUGGUUGAGCCCUCACACAAAAAGGAGCACUAUCUCUCCAGUGUCAACCGUACAGGCACCAUGUUUGGGGUUCUUGUGCCCUCGCAGGGUGAAGGCGGCACACUCUUCAUUGGUACAGCAGUAGGUGGUAAGCAGGACUAUUUCCCCACCGUCUCCAGCCGCAAGUUGCCCCGAGACCCUGAAUCUUCUGCCAUGUUGGACUAUGAACUCCACACUGAUUUUGUUUCCUCUUUAGUAAAAAUCCCAUCUGAUACACUGGCACUCGUUCCCCACUUUGACAUCUAUUAUGUCUAUGGUUUUGCCAGUGGGGCCUUUGUGUACUUCCUGACUGUGCAGCCCGAGAUCCCAGAGGGUGGGGCCUCGACAGGUGGCAUCUCUCCUAGUGACCUCUUCUACACCUCCCAUGUUGUGCGUCUCUGCAAGGGUGACCACAAGUUCCACUCCUAUGCGUCACUACCCCUGGGCUGUAUGCACCGAGGGGCUGAGUACCGCCUCCUUCAGGCUGCAUACCUCGCCAAAGCAGGUUGGCGACUUGGAACUGCUCUCAAUGUCAGUGCCCAGGAUGAUGUGCUUUUUGCAAUCUUUGCAAAAGGCCAGAAGCAGUACCACCGGCCACCCGAUGACUCUGCGCUCUGUAUCUUCACCAUCCGAGACAUCAAUGCUCGCAUCAAGGAUCGUCUGCAGUCCUGCUACCAGGGUGAGGGUAACCUGGAGCUCCACUGGCUGCUGGGCAAAGACGUGCAGUGCACCAAGGCGCCUGUCCCCAUUGACGAUUCCUUCUGUGGGCUGGACAUCAAUCAACCCCUGGGUGGCUCCCAACUGGUGACUGGCCUCACACUGUAUACGGAGACUCGUGACCGGCUAACCUCCGUGGCUGCAUAUAACUACAAUGGCCACUGCGUGGCCUUCGUGGGCACCAAGAGCGGGCGGCUGAAGAAGAUCAGAGUGGACGGUCCUCCCCAUGGUGGGAUCCUGUACGAGACCACAGUUGUUGUCAAGGACGGUGAGCCAAUCCUCCGUGACAUGGCCUUCUCCUUGGACCACAGUUUCCUGUACGUCAUGUCCGAGAGACAGGUGUCCCGAGUGCCCGUGGAGUGGUGUGAGCAGUAUGGGACGUGCGGAGAGUGCCUGAGCUCCGGGGACCCCCACUGCGGCUGGUGUGUCCUUCACAACAUGUGUUCAAGGAGGGACCGCUGUGAGCGGGCCGAAGAGCUCCACCGCUUUGCUGCCACCAUCAGCCAGUGUGUGAAGAUGACAGUGCACCCCGACAGCAUCGCCGUAUCUGAACCUAGCAUGUCGCUCCUGGUGAAGGUUAGCGAUGUUCCGGACCUCUCCGCUGGAAUCAUGUGUUCCUUCGGGAACCUCACUGAGGCCCAGGGUCAAGUCAACGGGGACCAAAUAACCUGUCUCUCUCCAGCCGCCCGAGACAUCCCACUUAUCCCCAUGGACCAAGACUGGUUUGGUGUGGAACUGCGUCUUACAUCCAAGGAGACGGGCCAGAUGCUCGCCAGCACCGAGCUCAAGUUCUACAACUGCAGUGUGCACCAGCUGUGCCUGUCAUGUGUGAACAGUGCCUUCCGCUGCCAUUGGUGCAAGUACCGGAAUAUGUGCACCCAUGACCCUACCAGUUGCUCUUUUCAGGAAGGCCGCGUCAACGCCUCUAAGGCCUGCCCUCAGCUGGUGCGCUCCGAGGAGGUCCUUAUCCCAGCAGGUGAAGUGCGGCCCAUCACCUUGCGGGCCCGCAACCUGCCCCAGCCUCAGUCGGGUCAGCGUGGGUACGAGUGUGUGCUCCACAUCCAAGGUGUGGCCCACCGUGUGCCCGCCCUGCGCUUCAACAGUUCCAGCGUGCAAUGCCAGAACAGCUCGUACACCUAUGAGGGGAUGAAAAUCAGCGACCUGAUGGUGGAUUUCUCUGUGGUUUGGAACGGCAACUUCGUCAUAGAUAAUCCUGAAAUCAUCAAAGUGCACCUGUACAAGUGCACAGCCCAGCGCUACAGCUGCGGGAAGUGCCUCAAGGUGGACAGGAAGUUCCAGUGCGGCUGGUGCAGCGGAGAGGGGCGCUGCACGCUGCGCCAUCAUUGCCCCGUACUGUCCUAUGCCAGCCGCUGGUUGGAUCUAUCUGCCAAGAAUGUCAAGUGCACAAACCCGCGCAUCACCGAGGUGGUCCCUGUGGCGGGCCCCCCCGAGGGAGGCACACGGGUAACAAUCCGGGGCGUGAAUCUGGGCCUCUCCUUCUCGGAGCUCGUUGGAAAUGUGGAGGUGGCUGGGAUCUCCUGCACCCCAAUGGAGGAUGGAUACGUCAUUGCUGAGCAGAUUGUGUGUGAGAUGGAUGCCGCAGCCAUGGAGAGCUUGCCCGGACCGGUCCAGUUGUGUGUUGGAGAGUGUAGACCAGAGCUUCGUGCCCGUUCUUCCCAGCUCUAUUCCUUUGUGAUGCCUUCAGUGCUUGGCUUAUCGCCCACCCGAGGACCUGAGUCGGGAGGCACCAAGGUGACCAUUGUUGGGGAGAACCUGGGAGCUGGGAGCAGUGUGGAAGUUCUGUUUGGUAACCAGACCUGCGAGUUCUACAGGAGGACAGCAACAGAGAUUGUGUGCUAUUCUGCCCCCUCACUGACGGGUGUGGGCACAGCACCGAUCCGCGUCAGUGUGGACCGAGCCUGGGCGCAGGGGAGCCUGACUUUUGAGUACAUUGAGGACCCCACUGUGCAGCGUGUGGAGCCCGACUGGAGCAUUGCCAGCGGACACACCCCACUGACCGUGAUAGGGACUAACCUGGACGUGGUGCAGGAGCCACGGAUGAGGGUCAAGUAUGCUGGCCGUGAGUCUGUCAACGUGUGCAAGGUACUCAACACAACAACCAUCAGCUGCUUUGCUCCACCCCUGACAGCUGAAUACCCUCCUGGCCCAGAUGUGGUGAAGCACGUGGAUGAGUUUGGCUUCAUCUUCAACAACGUACAAGCACUGCUGGUCUACAAUAGCACAAGCUUUGUCUACUACCCAAACCCAUACUUUGAGCCUCUAAGUUCUUCUGGGGUGCUGGAGCAGAAGCCUGGAGCCCCUAUCAUCCUCAAGGGUAGGAACCUGGUGCCCCCAGCGUCAGGAGGGGCCAGACUGAACUACACAGUGCUGAUCGGAGAAACACCCUGCUCUCUUACUGUUUCUGAAACCCAGCUGUUGUGCGAACCGCCCAACCUCACUGGCCAGCACAAAGUCCUGGUCCAGGUGGGUGGUCUGCACGUGUCCCCUGGCGCAGUGCACAUCUUAUCGGACAGCCUGCUCACCCUGCCAGCCAUCGUGAGCAUUGCGGCUGGUGGCGGCCUGCUGCUAGUCAUCGUUGUCCUCGUGCUCAUCGCUUACAAGCGCAAGUCACGCGAGAAUGACCUCACUCUCAAACGCCUGCAGAUGCAGAUGGACAACCUGGAGUCCCGUGUGGCCCUGGAGUGCAAGGAAGCCUUUGCUGAACUACAGACAGACAUCAAUGAACUGACCAGUGACCUGGACCGUGCUGGCAUCCCCUACCUAGAUUACCGUACCUAUGCCAUGCGAGUCCUCUUCCCAGGCAUUGAGGACCACCCGGUGCUGAGGGAGCUUGAGGUCUCAGGUAAUGGACAACUGAAUGUGGAGAAAGCCUUGAAGCUGUUUGCCCAGCUGGUGAACAACAAGGUCUUCCUGCUGACAUUCAUCCGUACUCUGGAGCUGCAGCGCUCCUUCUCCAUGCGCGACCGUGGCAACGUCGCCUCCCUCGUCAUGACUGCGCUGCAGGGCCGGCUGGAGUAUGCCACUGAUGUGCUCAAGCAGCUUCUCUCCGACCUCAUUGAGAAAAACUUGGAGAGCAAGAACCAUCCCAAGCUGCUGCUGCGUAGAACCGAGUCCGUUGCUGAGAAGAUGCUGACGAAUUGGUUUGCAUUUCUGCUGCACAAGUUCCUCAAGGAGUGUGCGGGGGAGCCCCUCUUCAUGCUCUACUGUGCCAUCAAACAGCAGAUGGAGAAGGGCCCCAUCGACGCCAUUACCGGCGAGGCACGCUACUCGCUGAGCGAGGAUAAGCUCAUCCGCCAACAGAUCGAGUACAAGACCCUGAUCCUUAACUGCGUGAACCCAGACAAUGAAAACAGCCCAGAAAUCCCCGUCAAGGUGCUCAACUGUGACACCAUCACCCAAGUGAAGGAGAAGAUCCUGGACGCAGUCUACAAGAACAUGCCGUACUCCCAGAGGCCGCGCGCUGUGGACAUGGACCUGGAGUGGCGCCAGGGCCGAGUGGCACGCGUGGUCCUGCAGGACGAGGACAUCACGACCAAGAUUGAGAAUGACUGGAAGAGGCUCAACACUCUCCUGCACUACCAGGUGUCUGACCGUUCGGUGGUGGCGCUGGUACCCAAACAGACCUCCUCCUACAACAUCCCCUCCUCAGCAAGCAUCUCCCGCACCAUCAGCAGAUACGACUCGGCCUUUCGCUACACAUCGGGGAGCCCCGACAGUCUGCGCUCCCGUGCUCCUAUGAUCACCCCCGAUCUGGAGAGUGGGGUCAAGGUUUGGCACUUGGUCAAGAACCAUGAACAUGGCGACCAGAAGGAGGGCGACCGAGGCAGCAAGAUGGUGUCCGAGAUCUAUCUGACUCGACUGCUUGCCACCAAGGGCACGCUGCAGAAGUUUGUGGAUGACCUGUUUGAGACACUCUUUAGUACGGUGCACCGUGGGAGCGCCCUGCCACUCGCAAUCAAGUACAUGUUCGACUUCCUGGAUGAGCAGGCCGACCGGCACGGCAUCCAUGACAUGGAUGUGCGCCACACAUGGAAAAGCAACUGCUUGCCUCUGCGGUUCUGGGUGAAUGUCAUCAAGAACCCGCAGUUCGUCUUCGACAUCCACAAGAGCAGCAUCACGGAUGCUUGCCUGUCAGUGGUGGCUCAGACCUUCAUGGACUCCUGCUCCACCUCAGAGCACCGACUGGGCAAGGACUCACCUUCCAACAAACUGCUCUAUGCCAAGGACAUCCCCAACUACAAGAGCUGGGUGGAGAGGUACUACGCAGACAUCCACCGGUUACCCGCCAUCAGUGACCAAGACAUGAAUGCCUACCUGGCAGAGCAGGCGCGUCUGCACUCCAACGAGUUCAACAUGCUGAGCGCGCUCAAUGAGAUCUUUUCGUACGUUAGCAAGUACAGCGAGGAGAUCAUAGCAGCUCUGGAGCAAGAUGAACAGGCCAGGAAGCAGAGGCUGGCCUACAAGGUGGAACAGCUCUUGGGUGCCAUGGCCCAGGAGGGUUGAGGGACCCCACAACACUGCCUGGAUUUGGAGGCACUCGCUCUAGUCCCGGAAAAACACCACUGGCCUUGUUAAAAUCGCUUUAGUUUAUUUUGUAUUGGCAAAGCUGUGUACAUCAAGCCCUCUUGUAAACCUUUGGCUCUGUGUGGUCAUCGUGACUGUGGAGGUGCACCAACAGGACAGACUUGAACAGGUGCUAAAGCUUCCUUUCCAAGGAUAGGGUUCGGGUUGCCGUUUCUGCACUGAACUCUCAGAUGGAGAACUGUAACUCAACAGCCAGCACCAGUGGGUGGGAUUAGCUGGAUCCACACAGUGAGAGACUGCAGUGUUCACUUCCUACUUUGAGUCCUCAAUGUGCUCACAAAUUUUUAUUUAUUAUUUUUUACAAGCGUAAUUUAUUUCCAUUAAUUUGAUCUUGGUAGGUGGCUUGGACAGAUAUUGCAUGAUUAUUUGUGAUCUGUUCGAGAUUUGUAGAGAGUGCUAUAGUGAAGAUAAUUGGACUGUUGCUUUUCGGCACAGAAGAACGACUUUCCUUCGAAGGGUUGAACCCAGGGAAGGUGUCUUGGAAUAUCCUGAAUUGUCAGAGACUGAAUGGAAUUCCAGCAUAGUUAAAGAUCAUGAAAGGGUCUGUUGAAAUCCUUCUUUUUCAUGGUCAUCGGAAUGCUGAGUGGCCUCAUGAGUACGAACAAAAAAUAAAAACGCAGACUUUUUGUUCGGCAGGACCUUCUUCACAGGAAAUGCAGCUGUUCCAUCCUCCAUGCUGUCUGCAUAUAUGUUACCAUACAUAUGUUGAUAUAAUAAAAUGUCUUGCUCUUUUUAAUUCAUUUUUCAGAAUAUUUUUAUUUCACAAAAAGACCUGGAAGGACUGCAGCUGACAAAAAGAAACCAUUUUAAUGCAUUCGAUAGGCGUUUUCCCCUGCAAGCUGCUUACUUUACGCUCAGACCACUGCCUUUCAUUCUGAAUGAGAGGACAGUCCACUCCUUUUACACUGCAAACAUAAAAGAACAUUUUAGGGAGAAAGAGGCCCUGGUGGUGGACUCCAGAGAUCACCACCCUCAUACCAAUGGCUUAAGCUCAAAUAAACUCCUGUCUGUAAGUCACAGUAGACCAGGGCAGAAGGGAGAGCCAUUGUAACACAUUUCUCCACAUUGGAAAAUGUGGAGGAAUAUACUGUAGGAAGCUGAACCCCUUAUACAUAGUAGUAAUAAAAAAAAAAAA
Messenger RNA from Scleropages formosus (Asian bonytongue), 7580 nucleotides. Its product is annotated as plexin-A2-like. The coding region runs from base 653 to 6364 and encodes 1903 amino acids. Gene Ontology annotation, molecular function: semaphorin receptor activity; protein binding. Gene Ontology annotation, biological process: regulation of cell migration; semaphorin-plexin signaling pathway. Lineage: Eukaryota; Metazoa; Chordata; Actinopteri; Osteoglossiformes; Osteoglossidae. Gene Ontology annotation, cellular component: semaphorin receptor complex; plasma membrane. The transcript is spliced from 32 exons. The record is from RefSeq and is a predicted model, not a curated record.